ACUUCAUUAACUGGACUCUAACUUGGGUUACAAAAGAGAAGCUCAGUUCGGCCCAUCCGGAAAAUGCAAAAUACAACAUAACGUGGGCAAAGCAGCCAUUGACUACUGCUAUCAGUGGCUUAAUCGAAAACCUUGUGCUCCUCGUUGAUCUCCUCAAUACCUCUCUGCUUCUGCAGCUAUGGCGUCUACAGUAACUCGCAGAUUUACAACCAAACUUCUUAGAAAUCCUUCUGUUUCUUCACCACUUUCAUUCCUUAGAGAUCCCCAAAUAAACCCAAAACUCUCAACCCCCUUCAAUUCGUAUGUCAAAUCAACUCCUUUUAUCCAAAAUCAGCCACCAUUUCUUGGCAUAAUCCAAAACUCCAAACCCAAUUUAUCACUUUUCCAAAAGAAAAUCAAGUUUCAAACUCAGGGGUUUCUAGGGGAGAUGAAAAAUUUGAGAUAUUUUUCAUCUAGUAAUGAGGGUGGUGGGAACCCAAAGAGCCCUAGUGAGUAUCCGAGUGAAAACCCUGAAUUUAAGCACCAGGAGAUCACAGGUCCAACUGUUGAGCGUGACGUUACGCCACUUGCAAAUGAGACCCGUGAAGUGCUCGAGAAAAUGCUUAAGACAAUGUAUAGUUUGAGCAAAGCAUUUGCUGUACUUGGGCUUGUUCAGCUUGGUUUAGGAGCCUGGAUCACUUACAAGACUCAGUCUUCCCCGAUUCCUGAGAUCUCAAUACAGAGUUUCUUGGCUUUUGGGUUACCAUUUUCUUUGGCAUUUAUGUUGAGGCGAGCGCUGAAGCCGAUUUACUUCUUUAAGAAGAUGGAAGAACAAGCUAGGUUGCAGAUUUUGACUCUUACUCUCCAGGCUGCUAAGCAAUUGAACUUGUUGUUUGUUCGCGUUCAAGGUGUUACUUACUCAUGUGUUGCUGUUACCUCUCUUGGUUUGAUCCUUGUUGUGUUCUCUAGAUUGAGUAAUUAACUUUCCGUUAUAGGUAUUAAUACAUCAAUAGAAAGCUGAAUAAGAAUUGCCAAUUUUGAAUGUUCUGAUCUUUUGAUUUGAAACACGCGAUUUAAGUAGUUGCAACAAGUGUUUGAUGUUGAAUUUGUAAGCAGAAUACUGAUCAAGAUCAGAUUUUUUGGGUAAGUUUAGCAAUGACUUGUGAAGUUCAAUGUUGAAUAAAAAAGAAAAUAUACCAUACCUUCGUGUUUGCUAUGUCAAACUUUCAUUGAUGGAGAUAUUUGGUCCACUUCUCAUCUUUAAGUUUUGUACAGAAGUUGUGUUGAUUUAAGUUAUUGCAACAAAUGUUUGAUGUUGAAUUUGUAAGCUGAAUACUGAUCAAGAUUAGAUUUUGAAAGCUUUAGCAAUGACUUCUACAAUUAAGUGUUGAUUACAAAGAAACUCUUAUCAUACCUUUGUUUUUGCCAUAUCAUACUUCCAUUGAUGGAGAUAUUUGGUCUACUCCUUACAAAACUGUCUGUUCCAGAACGUACUCAAUGUCAUGGACAAGAUGGAGAAAAUUGCAGGUCAAGUAAAGAACUAUGAGUGCCUGUAAAGCAUCUUAAGCUAUAUUUGUAUGUCAACAUAUAUGGCACAGCAUUUGCAUCUUGCAUGCAUUGAACAAUUAUCUUUACAUUUGUGGCUUGUUAUGUUCCUUAUGAAUGUACUAUUUUUGAAGUUACCAAUGGAGAUUGUGUUAUCAGGAUUGAAAAAGCAGAGAGAAAUCCUUUAUUUGAACCCGCAAUUUAAUUUUAUUUAGAACCA
Molecule: messenger RNA, 1744 nt
Organism: Solanum dulcamara
Lineage: Eukaryota; Viridiplantae; Streptophyta; Magnoliopsida; Solanales; Solanaceae
Exons: 1
Coding region: 179-961 (260 amino acids)
Source: RefSeq, a predicted model, not a curated record